GGACGGGAAGGCGAGACAAACAGCCCCGACCAUACCGAGCGGUGCCGUCGUGACAGCGUGUGUCAACAGCGCGGAGACGUUAAGGAGAGCUGCGUUUUCAUGCAUUUUUAGAAACAGCUAGUCGGUGUCCCCCUCCAACCGCCGGUAAACCAGCCAGCUUUGUAUGAGCCCUAACGCCCGUCGUCACCAUGACAGCGGAAGAAACCAUAAAUGUGAAGGAGGUUGAGAUCAUCAAGGCGAUCCUGGACUUUCUCAACUCCAGGAAGUUGCACAUCAGCAUGCUGGCGCUGGAGAAGGAGAGCGGAGUCAUCAAUGGGCUCUACUCAGACGACAUGCUCUUCCUCAGGCAACUGGUGCUCGAUGGCCAGUGGGAUGAGGUCUUGCAGUUCAUUCAGCCUUUGGAGUGCAUGGAUAAGUUUGACAGAAAAAGGUUCCGUUACAUCAUCCUCAAGCAGAAGUUUCUCGAGGCUCUCUGUGUGAAUAACGCCAUGUCUGCAGAAGAUGAGCCACAGCAUUUGGAGUUCACCAUGCAGGAGGCAGUCAAGUGUCUCCACGCUCUGGAGGAGUUCUGUCCCUCUAAAGAUGACUACAGCAAACUGUGUCUGCUCCUCACGCUGCCUCGCCUCACAAACCAUGCAGAGUUUAAGGAUUGGAACCCGAGCACGGCCAGGGUGCAGUGUUUUGAGGAGGCGUGCACCAUGGUAGCAGAGUUCAUCCCUGCUGACAGGAAGCUGAGUGAGGCUGGAUUCAAGGCCAGUAGAGAUCGACUCUUCCAGCUGCUCCUCAAGGGAGUCCUCUAUGAAUGCUGUGUGGAGUUCUGCCAGAGCAAGGCGACAGGUGAGGAGAUCACAGAGAGCGAGGUCCUCCUGGGCGUGGACAUGCUGUGCGGUAACGGCUGUGAUGACCUGGACCUGUCCCUGCUCUCCUGGAUGCAGAACCUCUCCCACAGCGUCUUCUCCUGCGCCUUCGAACAGAAGCAGCUCAACAUCCACGUGGACCGCUUGGUCAAGCCCGCAAAGACCGGCUACGCUGACCUCCUCACCCCGCUCAUCAGCAAACUAUCUCCAUACCCCUCCUCCCCCCUGCGCCGCCCCCAGUCUGCUGAUACCUACAUGUCACGCUCCUUGAACCCGGCGUUGGACGGGUUGUCCUACGGGCUGUCUGGCCAGGAUAAGAGAGCGAGUGGCGGGGAGGUGGCGCCGGGUAAAGGGGUCUCUCCCAUGUCCCACUCAUUUGCCAACUUCCACUACCCUGGAGUGGGAGGGCAGAGCCUGAGCAGGAGUCUCAUGAUGGAGAGCUCUGACUGCCACAGCAUCUUUGAGGAAUCCCCUGAAACUUCAAGAACCGACACGCCUGUUGAUAAGAUGAUGAGUUCGGGUGGAGCUCAGAACCUGCGACCCGCCUCAGCUCCGGGCGAGGAUGCACCAUCAGCUGGCUCCGCCGACAGGAAUGAGCUUCGUGACUCAACAGAGAAGUAUGAGGAGUACUACCGGCAGCGUCUUCGCGUGCAGCAGCACCUGGAGCAGAAGCAGCAGCAGAGGCAGAUGUACCAGCAGAUGUUGCUGGAGGGUGGGGUCCAGCAGGAGCCCCCACCCAGCGACAUGCAGCACAGCCUCACGGAGAAGUUCCUCAACAGGUCCAUCCAGAAGCUGGAGGAGCUCAACGUGGGGAUGGAUAAUAUAGGGGAGGUGAAGUCUCUGGCCCAGCAGUGUAAUGGCAACGGGAACACGGCUGCCUCCGAGGACAAUAACAACCCUCCAUCUGUGACCCCAGGGCGGAACCAGACCCAAGGGGGAGGGGUGCUCAGCAGCACCCCACAACACACCGCGGGGGGCCGUGUAGUCCCGCCUCCAGAUGAGUCCCCUGUCGUCACCCAGAGCAGCGAGCAGAAACACAAAGGAGGCGAAGAAGAAGGCUCUCCAGUCUCCUUGUCACGAAGUAAAGAGGGCGACAAGAAAAAAAGCCUGUUUGUGCCUGUACACACUCUGGAAGAUACUCAGGCUGUUCGAGCUGUUGCCUUUCACCCGUCAGGAGCGCUCUACGCCGUGGGAUCCAACUCCAAAACUCUACGAGUCUGCGCUUACCCAGAAACAUUAGACCCAAGUGGUUCAAGUCCUAUCAAGCAGCCGGCCGUCCGCUUCAAGAGGAACAAACACCACAAAGGCUCCAUCUACUGUGUGGCCUGGAGCCACUGUGGGCAGCUGCUGGCAACAGGCUCCAACGACAAAUAUGUCAAAGUCCUGCCUUUUAGUGCAGAGACAUGCAACGCCACAGGUCCAGACCUGGAGUUCAGCAUGCAUGACGGCACCAUCAGAGACCUGGCCUUCAUGGAGGGUCCAGAGAGUGGAGGAGCCAUCUUGAUCAGCGCCGGAGCUGGAGACUGUAACAUCUACACCACCGACUGCCAGAGAGGCCAGGGUCUGCACGCCCUCAGUGGACACACAGGUCACAUUCUGUCUCUGUAUACGUGGGGAGGCUGGAUGAUUGCCUCUGGCUCUCAAGACAAGACGGUGCGUUUCUGGGACCUCAGGGUGCCCAGCUGUGUCCGAGUAGUGGGAACUGCUUUCCAUGGUUCAGGCAGUCCUGUUGCCUCAGUAGCAGUGGAUCCUAGUGGCCGUCUCCUAGCAACAGGACAGGAAGACAGUGCAUGCAUGCUGUAUGACAUCAGAGGAGGACGAAUCGUCCAGGUGUACCGGCCACACACCAGCGAUGUGCGAUCUGUCAGAUUCUCCCCCGGAGCACACUACCUGCUCACUGGCUCCUACGACACAAAGGUCAUGGUCACAAACCUCCAAGGUGACCUGACCAAGCAGUUGCCUCUGACCGUGGUGGGAGAGCACGGCGACAAGGUGAUUCAGUGUCGAUGGCACACACAAGACCUGUCCUUCCUCUCAUCCUCUGCUGACCGCACUGUCACACUCUGGACACACAACCCAUAACACACACGCACACACACAGACAACCAGUCGCUAUAAUCUAAAAGACACACAUUCCCCUAAAACAACACUGUCACACCCUUAACACUUACAGCCUGAAAACACACACACACACAUUAACACACAAACAGCGGAAUGAGCCUUUCACUCCUGUCUGUAGGAAACCAAAUGGAAUCAAACCUGUGACACAUCAAAAGCACACAUGUUGUUCUUUUUCUUUUCAUCUCUCACGCUGCAUUCGUCGCACCGGUUGUUGAUGUCUUGGGAGGUAAAAUGGCAACAUCAUACAUUAUUCUCACUAUCGCUUGGUCCCUUCACGUGGUCCCAUCCUACAUCUUCACCCCUUACACACACACACACACACACACACACCGGUCAGUUGCUGCACGUCCUUUUCACUGAGGAGUUGUUGAGGUUAGACAGGACAGAGUGCUUUGUCCAUGAUGGUGCCUUCCUUGAGUUCUCGGUUUCCAUAACAACAAUGUAAAAAAAGAUAAUUUCAUUUUUCAAGAUCAAAUUUUGUUAAGUCAUUUUGAGAAAUCCUACAUUCCUUCUCCUCGUGUGUAUCAUUUUCUAACAGCUGGUGUUAUGCUGCUAUUGUUUGGGAAAACAAGAGUUGACUUCAUGGUGUAAAAUGUAAUUUUUCAGUGUGUCAGUAGUGAGCUUUUCCCAUCAGGAGGCUGAAUCUGUGGAAGUCAUACUAUCUGUUGAUCAGUCAGCUUCCCUGUGGGACGAUGUGUAACGUUACUGUAUCCGCUGUAUUACUACAACUCAAAAUGUGUAAAUUAGCUUGUGCAUUUGUUUUAAAUUGAAAAAUCAGUGUUUCCGCGCUGAAGCUGUUACAGUGUCUUGCGAUGGCUUGCUUGCAAUGGAAGAUUGUUAUUAUGCUGACGUCAAAGGGAAAUACAAAGAGUAAUUUGUGCCGUUCUAGCGUCCCGUUUAGGAUUUUUCAGUGUUCAAAAGCUUUGGUUCGUCUACUGCUGUAAUAAUAUAACAACAGUAGGUGGCAGUCUUUGCCCAUAACGAGUGUCUAACCAUAUGCACAAAGAAAUCUGAAUGGACGAACGGGUGUUUUGAUAUUUAUUUAGUAUCAGUAUUUGGGGCAUAUGCAUUGUAUUCUUUUCUUGUAUUUUACAUGCGCACUUUGUCAAUUAACAUUGUCCUCUAAUAUUGAUUUACUUACAGAGAUGCAUAUUUAAGUUUUUAUGUUCAUGUAUAGUAUAUAUUGUUUUAACAAAUAAGGCCAAACUAAUACGUACAUAGAUGUAUUUAUUUCAGUUGUGUUUAAUAUGUAUGUACAGUUAUUAGUAUGUUUUUGAAAUGCUAGUGGCUCUUGCAUUAAGCCUUUCUAAUUCUUGUUUUUAAAAGUGACUUAAAUUAAUCCCAAGUCUGACUGCUGGUACGUUCAAUAAAGUGUCUUUU
Chelmon rostratus (copperband butterflyfish) is the source of this 4358-nucleotide messenger RNA. It is a transcript of the gene wdr47a, whose product is annotated as WD repeat domain 47a. Gene Ontology annotation, molecular function: protein binding. The record is from RefSeq and is a predicted model, not a curated record. Lineage: Eukaryota; Metazoa; Chordata; Actinopteri; Chaetodontiformes; Chaetodontidae. The transcript is spliced from 18 exons. Bases 189 to 2939 code for a protein of 916 amino acids.